AAAAAAAUGGCUUUAUUGUUAUUCGAAAUUUAGUUAAACCUGAAGACCUUGAACGUUUUCGAAAACGUUUUCAAGAUGUUUGUACAGGUAAAGUUGAAACAUUUGGUAUGACAAUAAUGAAAGAUAUCGCUAUUUCAAAAUCGGAAUUUGCUGAUGGUGAAAAAGCUAUAACAAAAAUUCAAGAUUUUACAUUAGAUGAUGAAUUAUUUAAAUAUUGUUGUUUACCUGAAAUUGUUAAACAUGUUCAAAGUUUUACUGGUCCAAAUGUAAUGGCUAUGCAUACAAUGUUAAUUAAUAAACCACCAGAUCCGGGUACUCAAACAUCACGACAUCCACUUCAUCAAGAUUUGUAUUAUUUUCCAUUUCGACCAGCUGAACGAAUCGUUUGUGCAUGGACAGCAAUGGAACAUAUACAUCGUGGAAAUGGUUGUCUAGUUGUUCUACCUGGUACACAUAAAGGUGAACUACUGGAACAUGGAUAUCCAAAAUGGGAGGGUGGUGUUAAUAAAAUGUAUCAUGGUAUCCAACAGUUUGAUCCAAAUGCAGAACGUAUACAUUUGGAAAUGUGGGAAGGUGAUACUGUAUUCUUUCAUCCAUUACUUAUUCAUGGUAGUGGAAUGAAUAGAACAGAUGGAUUUCGAAAAGCUAUUUCUUGUCAUUAUGCCGAUUCUGCAUGCGAUUAUAUUGAAUGUGAAGGUGUACAAGAAUAUAUUUCAAAAGAAGUAACGGCAGUCUUUAAAAAACGUACCGGUAUUGAAGAUGCACGUUUUCAAGAUGUUUGGAGAGUUAAAAGUCGACUUGUGGCAGGUGAACGAAUAAAUUUAUAA
This is a messenger RNA of Adineta steineri, 827 nucleotides long. The record is from the annotation of a GenBank genome assembly. NCBI's taxonomy places the organism in Eukaryota, Metazoa, Rotifera, Eurotatoria, Adinetida, Adinetidae.